Asparagus officinalis (garden asparagus) is the source of this 1907-nucleotide messenger RNA. RefSeq names its product serine hydroxymethyltransferase, mitochondrial. The record is from RefSeq and is a predicted model, not a curated record. Gene Ontology annotation, biological process: L-serine catabolic process; tetrahydrofolate interconversion; folic acid metabolic process. The transcript is spliced from 16 exons. Gene Ontology annotation, cellular component: cytoplasm. Lineage: Eukaryota; Viridiplantae; Streptophyta; Magnoliopsida; Asparagales; Asparagaceae. Gene Ontology annotation, molecular function: zinc ion binding; serine binding; cobalt ion binding. Bases 64 to 1629 code for a protein of 521 amino acids.
AAAUAUAACAUAUAUCACGGAAAAAGGAAGCCAGAAGAGAGAGAGAGAGAGAGAGAGAGAGAGAUGGCAAUGGCGACUGCUCUUCGGAGGAUAUCCUCUUCAGUUCUUGUCAACAGCAGACCUCCUCUCUCUCGUACCCCCCACUUAUAUUACUUGUCCUCAUUGCCGAGUGAAGCCGCUGCGUAUGACAAAGAGAGAUCUCGGGUCACGUGGCCCAAGCAACUCAAUGCUCCUCUGGAGGAUGUGGAUCCGGAGAUUGCAGAUAUCAUCGAGCACGAAAAAGCCCGGCAAUGGAAGGGUCUUGAGCUCAUUCCUUCGGAGAAUUUCACGUCGGUGUCGGUCAUGCAAGCCGUUGGAUCUGUAAUGACAAAUAAGUAUAGCGAAGGGUAUCCUGGGGCUAGAUAUUAUGGUGGAAAUGAGUAUAUUGACAUGGCGGAAUCAUUAUGCCAAAAGCGUGCCUUGGAGGCUUUUCGAUUGGAUCCUGCAAAGUGGGGAGUAAAUGUGCAGUCUCUGUCUGGAUCUCCUGCUAAUUUCCAAGUUUAUACUGCACUCUUGAAGCCGCAUGAGAGAAUAAUGGCACUUGAUCUUCCCCAUGGUGGACAUCUUUCACAUGGGUACCAGACUGAUACCAAAAAAAUAUCUGCUGUCUCUAUCUUCUUUGAGACGAUGCCAUAUAGGUUGAAUGAGAGCACUGGGUACAUUGAUUAUGACCAGUUGGAGAAAAGUGCCACACUCUUUAGGCCAAAACUAAUAGUUGCUGGAGCUAGUGCAUAUGCACGUCUCUAUGACUAUGAGCGUAUUCGUAAGGUCUGUGAUAAACAGAAGGCUAUCCUUCUGGCUGAUAUGGCACACAUUAGUGGACUUGUAGCAGCAGGUGUCAUUCCGUCUCCUUUUGACUAUGCCGAUGUAGUGACUACUACAACACACAAGUCACUACGAGGUCCACGUGGAGCUAUGAUCUUUUUCAGAAAGGGGGUAAAGGAGAUAAAUAAACAAGGAAAAGAGGUGCUCUACGAUUAUGAAGAUAAAAUAAAUGCAGCUGUCUUCCCUGGGCUUCAAGGUGGUCCACACAAUCAUACAAUUACUGGUUUAGCUGUUGCACUGAAACAGGCGACAACUACAGAGUACAAAGCCUAUCAGGAACAAGUCCUAAGUAAUUGUGCAAAAUUUGCUCAGAGUUUGGUUGCAAAAGGAUAUGAACUUGUUUCUGGUGGAACAGAGAAUCAUUUGGUCUUGGUGAAUCUAAAAAAUCAGGGAGUUGAUGGAUCCCGGGUUGAAAAGGUUUUGGAGGCUGUUCACAUUGCUGCUAACAAAAACACCGUUCCUGGUGAUGUGUCUGCAAUGGUUCCUGGUGGCAUAAGAAUGGGAACUCCAGCACUUACAUCAAGGGGAUUUGUUGAAGAGGACUUUGCAAAAGUGGCUGACUUUUUUGAUGCUGCUGUUAAAAUUGCCAUCAAGGUGAAGGCUGAAACCAAAGGUGGGUCAAAGCUUAAGGACUUUGUGGCUACUCUUAAUGGAGAUGCUAAUAUCCAAUCAGAGAUUGCAAGGCUCCGCCAUGGUGUAGAGGAGUAUGCAAAGCAGUUCCCAACAAUUGGAUUUGAGAAAGAGGCAAUGAAGUACAAGAACUGAGAAGUAUUCAGACAAUUAAGCAAAUAGAGAGGCUUAUUGGAUGAAUGGAAGUACAUGUAUGAUGGAAGACGGUCAUCAUGAAAGGAAACGAAAAAAAUAACCAACCAUCUACUCUUUCAGAUAUGUACAAAUAUUGACUAUGCAGUUCUAUAGCAUAACUCGAUAUUUAUGUUAUCUUGUGAACGUACAUAUGUUACGCCCUCAUAUGUUAGACAUCUACAUAUAUUUUUAAAUGUUCACUUGGGAGUAAAAGGAAAAUAAGUUAUGUCUCUGAGUUA